Molecule: messenger RNA, 4296 nt
Organism: Echinococcus granulosus
Lineage: Eukaryota; Metazoa; Platyhelminthes; Cestoda; Cyclophyllidea; Taeniidae
Product: Multidrug resistance-associated protein
Exons: 14
Coding region: 1-4296 (1431 amino acids)
Biological process (GO): transmembrane transport
Cellular component (GO): membrane
Molecular function (GO): ATP hydrolysis activity; ATP binding; ABC-type transporter activity
Source: RefSeq, a predicted model, not a curated record
AUGUUGAGUAGGAAGCUUUCUCUGGAAGAAUUUUGCGGUGAUCUCUCGGUUACUUUUUGGGAGGGUCAAAGUACCCCCAUAAUACAUCCCAUUGAAAAUGAACGAAUGAGAAGAGCUCGUUCUAUCCGUCAAUUGGGUUUUGGUACAAUUGGCCAAGCACCAGACCGGCCAAACCUUACAGAAUUUACUUUGACUCGGACAGAAACAUCUGCCAGUUUUGUGGGUAAACUGCUUUUUACUUGGAUUAAUGAGACCAUUGUCCGAGGUUACUAUGGGGAACUUUUUUCCCUCAGAUUUCUUCCACUUCUCCCCAAAUCUUUAAGUGCCAAAACUUUGGAGGAAGUUUCCAAUGUUGAACUAACAGUCUGUAAAAUUAAAACGAAAUUCGAUGCAGCGAUUCCUCUUAUCAGUCGGCUUUUUGUUCAUUUCGGCACGGAGUUUUUGAUGCUUGGAUUGAUCAAAUUUGCAUUUAGUAUGACUAGUUUAUUAAGUCCAGUUUUUCUUAAUAAAUUCAUUGGCGAGCUCGUACAUGUUUCCACUGACUGGAAACCGGCAUUGCUUUGGGGAGUCGCACUGAUUCUUUCCCAUCUGAUGAAUGUCUUUCUCGGAACUGCAUAUACGUAUUGGACUCCACGUUUUGGGUUGAAAAUAAAAGUGUAUGUUACAACCCUUGUCUAUCGGCAAUUGAUGAGACGUAGGUCGUCUACUUUGUCCAAAUUCAGUACUGGCAACCUAGUUAAUCUUCUCACAUCUGAUACUGAAAGAGUUGUAAACUUAACACCAAGUUUCAAUGAGCUAUGGGCUAUGCCAGUUCAAGUAAUUGUGGCAGUUUGGUUGCUCUAUUGUCAAGUCGGUGUCUCCUGCUUUGUUGGUGUUGCUAUCUUCAUCCUCCUUCUUCCAUUAAAUCGAGUAAUUACUAGUCUAAUUGGGAGAUUUUCCUCUGAUUUUAUGCAUCACAAGGACUUACGAGUUAAGUUGGUGUCGGAGAUGCUUCACGCCAUGACUACCGUCAAGUUGGCUUGCUGGGAACAUCUAAUGCGCCGAAAAAUUCUCAAUGUUCGGCAUUGUGAAUUGAAUGCGUUGAGGGGACAGAAAUUGCUGGAUGCGGUUUGUGUCUUCCUUUGGGCAGCUUGCCCGGCUUUGCUAGCUGGAUCAACCUUUGCAACUUUUGUCGCACUAGGCAACGCUCUCUCAGCAGCAAAGAUUUUCACGAGUCUUGCGCUUUUCAAUAUCUUCAUAGUUCCAAUGAAUGCUUUUCCAUGGGUCCUCAAUGGUGUUGUCGAAGCCUGGAUAUCUGCCGGUAGAAUAUGUCGGCUUUUUGAGACUGACGAUUUGACUGUGUGUUCGAUUAAUCCGGCAUUUAACGCCGACGAUAAUCCAAGAGAACAAUCUCAGAUACAGGGAAAUUCUGAACUCGUACUAAAAUCUCCUCUAUUUUAUUGGGAAUCUGUUGAUAACCCGGCGCUUACUGACUUAAAUGUAACAAUAUCGAUGGGUCAACUUAUUGGUGUCAUCGGACCCAUAGCGUCAGGAAAGUCGUCUUUCCUCCUUGCUCUCAUGGGUGAACUGCAAACACCUGUACCUCAGUUCAUGUCGGCCCAACUUCGUUUUGCCUAUGUCGGAUUCACCCCUUGGCUUCAAAAGGGUAGUAUUCUGGCGAAUAUAUUAUUCGGGGAACCGCUUGAGUCCAAGUGGUUAGCUGCUGUUGUUGAUGCUUGUGGAUUGUCGGAGGAUCUGGCUGAAAUGCCCGAAGGUAUGGACACCGAGGUUGGCGAGGCUGGCAGUCGGCUCUCUGGAGGUCAGAAGGCUCGAGUGGCUCUAGCCAGGGCUGUCUACCAGCGCGCCGACGUUUACCUCUUUGAUGAUCCUUUGGCUUCCCUGGACACUCACGUGGCUCACAGCAUCAUACAGAAAUGCAUCGGUCAACGCGGAAUUCUAGCAGGCAAGACGCGAAUCUUUGCAACGCAUAGAUCUGAGUGGCUAUUCAACGAGGAGGAUAUGAGUCUUGGUGGCCCUGCUGACCGAGUCAUUACAUUGUCCGAAGGUCGAAUUGUGCAGCAAUGGACUUCACAAAAUCGAGCUGUUCAAUCAAUUAGCAAUGAACCGGCUUAUUUUAUUUCAAAUGGGGAAGUCAGUUCUACUCCCGACUCCAGUUUUGAGGGCAUACUUGAAGAUAGAAACGAGCAGACACCUUUAUUGCCUUUCUCACCUGAAGAAGAUAACGACCGAGCAUUUGAUUCAGCUGAAGACGAGGUAUCAACAGAUUGGGAAAAGUUCGCUUUCGGCUCAAUUGCGUCUCGAGUCUAUCGAUCAUAUGUCCGUGCAUUGGGUUUCUGUCUUGCCUCAUGGGUGCUGAUUUCUCUCACUUUGAUGCAAGCCAGUCGAAAUGGUCAGGACUAUUGGUUGUCUUACUGGAUGCAGGAAGGCGAGAUGAAUAUCACCUCUCCAUCAGUGUACUACAUUGGCACUCACUCUUUUCUUUUCGAUCAGUCUUAUGAUCACCCGUUUGCAAAUGUACCAGCUGCGAACUCAAAUAAGUUCUACUUCUCUGUUUACGGCGGCAUAAUUGGAGCCAACCUUAUCUUUACAAUGCUUCGAGCAGUUCUCUUCGCCCUUGCUGGUCUUCAAGCUGCAGCCACUAUCCAUCAACAUAUGCUGGAUGCUGUUCUUCAGGGCGAAAUGCAUUUCUUCGAAGUCACUCCGCUGGGCCGUAUUCUCAACAGAUUCUCCUCAGAUGUGGGCACUAUUGAUGACAGUUUACCCUUCCUUCUAAAUAUCUUUUUGGCCAUAUUGUUUUCCCUCCUGGGUUCUCUUGUCGUCACCUGCUUUGCUAUGCCGGGCAUUCUCGUCAUUUGUUUGCCUCUUCUCUUUGUCUACUGGUCUGUGCAACGUGUCUACAGGACCGCUGCACGGGAUCUCAAACGACUCUCCAGCACAGCCAGAUCGCCGGUGUACGCACACUUCUCAGAAACGAUUGGAGGUCUGGUCGUAAUCCGGGGUCUGCGCAAGGAGGUUGCAUUCCAGGCAGCCGCGGGUGCGCGGCUUAACGCACAGACGCGCUGUGAAUUGACCACUCUCGCAGCCGCUGCGUGGCUCAACCUCCGCCUCCAGCUGAUCGCUCUUCUCGUCGUCGUCUGUGUCGUCCUCAUCUCUCUCUUUGGCCGAGCUGUCGGACUCCUGGAUGUGAGUCUAGCCGGAUUGGCAGUGAUUUACGCCCUGAUGCUCGCUAGCUCGAUGACCGCGUUGGUGACUAUGAUGAGCGAUACAGAGAAGGACUUUGUCGCAGUCGAACGGUGUCGAGAGUUGACGGAAGAGACGCCUUUUGAAGCUGAUAUUGUCGCCUGCUCUGCUGUGGCCCCAAGACGCCGUCAGUCGCUAAGUCAAACGCGCUUUGUACAAACCGAGUUGCCCACCUGUUCCCAAGUUGAUGUUGCGUGGCCAAAAGCGGGUCGCAUUUCAUUCGAAGAUGUCUAUCUCUUGUAUCCCUCUGCGACCACAUCGACCGAGCAAGCUGCAGCAGUUGUGGAGGAGAAUGCAAAGGAGAACUUUGCGCUGAGUGGCGUUUCCCUUAAAGUAGAGACGGGCGAGCAUAUCGGUGUGGUUGGUCGGACGGGUUCGGGUAAGUCCUCUCUCCUGCGCGUCCUCUUUCGUCUCGUGCCCCACCUCGAGGGACCUGUUACGAACCCACAGAUUGCCCGCCUCAAAAACUUCCGUGGCGCUACUGGCACGGUGAAAGUUGAUGAUGUAGAUGUGCGCCAAGUGCCACUGAACAUUCUGCGCUCAAGAAUGCUGUGUGUUUCGCAGGAUCCUUUCUUGUUUUCCGGCACUGUUCGCGAAAAUCUUGAUCCUGAUGGUUCCUACUCAGAUGGCCAGUUGACGGACAUACUGAUCAGAUGUGGUUUGGUGAACGAAGAGAGCGGAGCCUUAGCAUUUCUAUCUAGUGAAGUAGGUGAGGCGGGUCGGAGCCUAUCAGCAGGACAGCGGCAACUGCUUUGCCUUGCUCGAGCCCUCUUCCGUCUUAGUCCUGCUCGGCACAGUGUCAUCUGCCUUGAUGAGGCCACUUCAUCUCUCGAUGACGCUUGCGAGAGGAAGAUUCAGGAUAUGUUGGUCAAUGAGUUUGCAAAUUCGACCGUCUUACUAGUAGCACAUCGCCUCUCCACGGUGCUGAGCUGUUGCUCCCGCGUGGUGGUGAUGAACUUUGGCCGCAUCGUUGAGGAGGGCUCACCGCAGCACUUGGCCCAGAUUCCCACCUCGUACUUUUACAAAAUGCUCCACAACUAUGACUCCCCUUCCUAA